This is a messenger RNA of Staurois parvus, 504 nucleotides long. Lineage: Eukaryota; Metazoa; Chordata; Amphibia; Anura; Ranidae. The record is from the annotation of a GenBank genome assembly.
CGGGCGCCGGACCCCCAGGCGGAGCGACAGGUCUCGGGCCCUCAGGCGGAGCGGCGGGCGCCGGACCCCCAGGCGGAGCGACAGGUCUCGGGCCCUCAGGCGGAGCGGCGGGCGCCGGACCCCCAGGAGGAGCGACAGGUCUCGGGCCCUCAGGCGGAGCGGGCGGGCGCCGGACCCCCAGGCGGAGCGGCGGGCACCGAGACACCAGGCACGACAGUGGGCUCCGAGUCAACUGGUAUGACCGCAGGCACUGGGUCAGACAUUGGAUGGUCUGGCUGGACAGCGGGCAUCGGGUCACCAGGCAUCAGGUCAUUUGGCUCGACAGCGGGCACCGCGUCAUCUGGCAAGGCAGUGGGCUCCGAGUCAACUGGUAUGAUGACCGCGGGCACUGGGUCAGACAUUGGAUCGUCUGACCGGACAGCGGGCAUCGGGUCACCAGGCAUCAGGUCAUUUGGCUCGACCGCGGGCACCGCGUCAUCUGGCAAGGCCGUGGGCUCCGAGUCA